Prorocentrum cordatum is the source of this 354-nucleotide messenger RNA. The record is from the annotation of a GenBank genome assembly. Lineage: Eukaryota; Dinophyceae; Prorocentrales; Prorocentraceae.
AUGCCCGACUCAAAUCCUCCCCUCGUCCUGCCCCCCCGCACGCCGGCGGCGGCAGCAGCCGCUGCGGGAGGCGUGCGGCCGCCGCGCGGCCUGCUUGCUCGGACGCUCGGAGGGACGGCGCGGACGUGCGCCGCCUCCUCCCUUUCUCCCUCUUCUCACACGUCGAUGCACCCUCGCGCGCCUCGGCUCGAGACGCCUGUCGAGCUCAGCCACGUCGUGCUGGUGGAUGCCCCGCCCCGGGAGCAGGGAGCUUUGGUGCGCGCCCCUCUUGCUCCUCAGAAGCUGAUUACACUUGAGCGACGCAAAGAACAGGGGUCGUCUGCGCCCACUUUGGCGCGACAGCUGCCCGCGUAA